AUGAUCAGCGUGGGCUGGCAGGAGCCGACCGCACACCUCAGUUACAGUAACCCAAAACAACCUGACGUGGCGGCGGCAAACAUUGGCAAGGGGCACAGGCGCCUCGGCGCCGAUUUGAAGCUUACGAGCUCGCUUUCGAGCAAGGGCAAGGACGGAGCGCUCGGCUGGAAGGGGGCGUAUGUUCGCUUCGGCAACACGGAGCCCGGGCUGCUCAAUUUGGUCAAAGGACGCGGCAAGUACUCGCCGUCGGGAGCGACGGCAGCGGUGGUGGCGGAGGAGGAGGAGGAGGAGGAGGCGGCGGAGGCGGAGGAGGCGGGGGCGGAGGAGGGCACCAGCGCCGGCUCGGCGCGGCUGCCGCCGAGCGUGGCCUCGCGCACGUACCUCUACGCCUUUGUCGUGGCGUCCGCGCCCGAGCUCCUCGCCCACUUUAUCCAUCAUUACCGCGAGCUUGGAAUCGAUUUUGCCGCGCGCUCGCGCUUGAUCGUGGACCCUGCGCGUGGCGAUGAGGCGACGGCGGCGUUGGCGCGCCGCGAGGCUGCGUCCUUUGCCCUCCUGCGCGAGGCGGGCGUGCCUUACUCGAACAAUACGCAGGGCACGUGGUCGAGCAAGCUCAAGUCCGUCCUCGUCAACGAGUACCUCCGCGCGCUGCCCGCGGACGCGCUCCUCAUGUACCCGGACCUGGACGAGUUCUUUUCGCUGCCCUGCGGCCUCGAGGCGAUGCUGCCGCCCGAUGCGCGCGUCAACCUGCAGGCAAAGUUCGUCGACCGGCUCGCGCCGCACUGGGCGUGCGCCCCGCAGCCGCGCCUCGUCGGCCCCUCCGGCCGCAGGCCGAUCGCCACUUCCAUCCACGCGCAGUUCCCCGUGCAGUGCGACGUCGCCGCGUUCCUGUCGUCCUCCCAGUCGUCGUCGGUGUCGCUGCUCGACGCCAAGCGGGUGCUCGUCUCCGCGCGCGACGCGCACGGCCGGCUCGUGCAGUACCGGACGGCCCACUCGGUCACGUGCGUCACGGCGGCGGGCGAGCCGGACGCGGCGCGGGCGGCGGCGAGCAAGGGCGGCCGGCCCUCUGCCUGCAAGCUGUCGCAGCCGCUGAAGACGGCCGAGAUGCCGCGCAUCGCGCACUUCCGCUUCAGCCACGAGGGCGUCGCCCUGCUGUGGCGCAAGCUCGACCGCUACCAGAGGAACAAGAGGGCUGCGGCCGAGGAGCCGCGCGACGGCGGCCGGCGCAAGGACGACGGCACGGCCCUCAAGCUCUCGGGCCGCUUCGCGACGCACGUCAAGGGGUACGCAGAGCAGUGCAAGCUCUUCAGCGCCUCGGGGGAAGGCGACGUCCGGCCGAGCCCGGCGUCCGACGGGUUCUGGUUCAGCAACAGCUCGAUCGCCGGCAUCCGUGCCACAUGCCGCCGCGAAACGGCGGGACUUGCGCAGUGCUGA
Messenger RNA from Emiliania huxleyi CCMP1516, 1431 nucleotides. RefSeq lists its product as hypothetical. The record is from RefSeq and is a predicted model, not a curated record. The transcript has 2 exons. Lineage: Eukaryota; Haptophyta; Isochrysidales; Noelaerhabdaceae. The coding region runs from base 1 to 1431 and encodes 476 amino acids.